AUGAACAGCAACACCUCCAACAGCCUGGAGGACGACAGCGACAAGAACGACGGCCCGGGCCGGAGAGGCGAGCUGAGCCUGGACCUGGACAGCGACGUCGUCCGGGAGACGGUGGACUCCCUUAAGCUCCUGGCACAGGGCCACGGCGUGGUGCUCGCCGACGGCGUGGGCGACAGGAGCUACGCGGACACCGCGUCCCCGCAGGAUAACCGGAACGUGAGCUACGUGAUGCUCGGGAAGCCCGUGAACAACGGGCUGGUGGAGAAGAUGGCGGAGGAGAGCGACGAGGAGGUGUGCCUGAGCAGCCUGGAGUGCCUGCGCAACCAGUGCUUCGACCUGGCCCGGAAGCUCAGCGAGACCAGCCCGCAGGACAGGAGCCAGCAGCAGAGCCUGGGCGCCCGCCAGCACGCCCGGCCGGACGACGACUUCUCGGGACGGACGCCCGACAGGAACUACUCCGACAUGAUGAACCUGAUGAGGCUCGAGGAGCAGUUGAGCCCCAGAUCUAGAACUUUCUCCAGCUGUGCAAAGGAGGACGGGUAUCACGAGAGAGACGACGACACGGCCUCCGUGACCUCGGACAGGUCUGAGGAAGUGUUCGACAUGACCAAGGGCAACCUGACUCUCCUGGAGAAAGCCAUCGCUCUGGAGACGGAGCGGGCGAAGGCCAUGCGGGAGAAAAUGGCGCUGGAGGCCGGCAGGCGGGACAGUGUGAGGCCCUAUGAGGAGCCGUCGCCACGACAACUCCCCGGGGAGGAGAGGAAGCCCAAGUCCAGUGACAGCCAUGUCAAAAAGCCAUACUAUGGUCAAGCCCGAAAGUCUGGCUUCCUGUUUGCGAUAGCAACCGUGCCCACUGGCAGCACGAGUCGAGCAAAUGUACGGCCCUCCCUGCAGCCGCGCCCCGUCCUGGAGCCGUCCUCGGCCCCCCGCGUGGACAGGCCCAGCAUCCGGAGCGGCGGCUGCGCCCGCAGCUUCCGAGCCAGGCUGACUGCGCAUCCCUCUGCCAGGCGAUGCUCGCAGUGCCUCCGAGAGUGGGGCUUAUUUUCAGAAAAACCUCUGAGUCGAUGUGCUGCCAAACAGUGUCGCAAGAGAACACACGUCAACGCCGAGUAUCCCUCGAGAGCAGAAAAGAAAGAGAGCAAGUGUCCCACCCCAGGGUGCGACGGAACCGGCCACGUGACCGGGCUGUACCCGCAUCACCGCAGUCUGUCCGGAUGCCCGCACAAAGAUAGGGUCCCUCCAGAAAUCCUCGCCAUGCACGAGAACGUCCUCAAGUGUCCCACUCCGGGCUGCACGGGGCGAGGGCACGUGAAUAGCAACAGGAACUCGCACAGAAGCCUCUCUGGAUGCCCUAUCGCUGCAGCGGAGAAGCUGGCAAAGGCCCAGGAGAAGCACCAGAGCUGUGACGUGCCCAAGUCCAGCCAGGCCUCCGACCGCGUGCUCAGGCCGAUGUGCUUUGUAAAGCAGCUCGAGAUCCCGCACUACGGCUACAGGAACAGCGUCCCCACGACCACGCCGCGCUCCAACCUGGCCAAAGAGCUGGAGAAAUACUCCAAGACAUCGUUUGAGUACAGCGGUUACGACAGCCAUGCUUACGGCAAGCGGGCCAUAGCCCCCAAGGUGCAAACCAGGGACAUAUCCCCCAAAGGAUACGAUGCGAAGCGGUUCUGCAAGAACGCCAGCCCCAGCAGCAGCACCACCAGCAGCUACGCGCCCAGCAGCAGCAGCAACCUGAGCUGCGGCGGCGGCAGCAGCGCCAGCAGCACCUGCAGCAAGAGCAGCUUCGACUACACGCACGACAUGGAGGCGGCCCACAUGGCGGCCACGGCCAUCCUCAACCUGUCCACGCGCUGCCGCGAGAUGCCGCAGAACCUGUCCACCAAGCCGCAGGACCUGUGCGCGGCGCGGCUCACACUGAGGCUGCAGCUAGAGCUGCCCGGCGAGGCCACAAGGUGGCCGGAGAUGCAGGCGGUGAUCGCAGAGGACACACUGCUGCUGGCCGUUGGCGGGGCUGCGGUCUGGGGGACGGAGCCCCGGGUUACCGUGUCCUUCUGCCCACAGAACCCUGACAUGGAGGUGGACGAGAAUGGGACUCUGGACCUGAGCAUGAACAAGCAGAGGCCGCGGGAAGGCUGCUGCCCCAUCCUGACCCCGCUGGAGCCCAUGUCCCCGCAGCAGCAGGCGGUGAUGAACAGCCGGUGCUUCCAGCUGAGCGAGGGCGACUGCUGGGACCUGCCCGUGGACUACACCAAGAUGAAGCCGCGCCGGGCCGACGAGGACGACCCCAAAGAGAUCACUCCGGAAGACUUGGACCCCUUCCAGGAAGCUCUGGAAGAAAGGAGAUACCCGGGGGAGGUGACCAUCCCAAGCCCCAAGCCCAAGUACCCCCAGUGCAAGGAGAGCAAGAAGGACUUGAUAACAUGUCCAACACCAAGGUGUGAUGGGAGUGGUCAUGUGACUGGUAAUUACGCCUCACAUAGAAGUCUGUCCGGCUGCCCCCUGGCUGACAAGAGCAUUCGAAGUAUGCUGGCCACCAGCUCACAAGAACUCAAGUGUCCCACCCCUGGCUGCGACGGCUCCGGGCACAUUACUGGCAACUACGCUUCCCAUCGGAGCCUUUCAGGGUGCCCGCGGGCGAAGAAAAGUGGCAUCAGGAUAGCACAGAGCAAGGAAGACAAGGAGGACCAGGAGCCGAUCAGAUGCCCGGUGCCCGGGUGCGACGGCCAGGGCCACAUCACCGGCAAGUACGCGUCCCACCGCAGUGCGUCCGGGUGCCCCCUGGCAGCCAAGAGGCAGAAGGACGGCUACCUCAACGGCUCCCAGUUCUCCUGGAAGUCAGUCAAGACGGAGGGCAUGUCCUGCCCCACGCCUGGGUGCGACGGCUCCGGGCAUGUCAGCGGCAGCUUCCUCACGCACCGCAGCUUGUCAGGCUGCCCGCGAGCCACGUCAGCAAUGAAGAAGGCAAAGCUGUCCGGGGAGCAGAUGCUGACCAUCCGACAGCGGGCCAGCAACGGCAUAGAAAACGACGAGGAGAUCAAGCAGCUGGACGAGGAGAUCAAGGAGCUGAACGAGUCCAACUCGCAGAUGGAGGCCGACAUGAUCAAGCUCAGGACACAGAUCACCACCAUGGAGACCAACCUGAAGACGAUCGAAGAGGAGAACAAGGCGAUCGAGCAGCAGAACGAGUCCCUGCUCCACGAGCUGGCCAACCUGAGCCAGUCCCUGAUCCACAGCCUGGCCAACAUCCAGCUGCCGCACAUGGACCCAAUCAAUGAACAAAAUUUUGAUGCAUACGUGACUACUUUGACGGACAUGUAUACAAAUCAAGAUCGUUAUCAGAGCCCAGAAAAUAAAGCCCUACUGGAAAAUAUAAAGCAGGCUGUGAGAGGAAUUCAGGUCUGA
Pteropus alecto (black flying fox) is the source of this 3402-nucleotide messenger RNA. RefSeq names its product myelin transcription factor 1 like (gene MYT1L). Lineage: Eukaryota; Metazoa; Chordata; Mammalia; Chiroptera; Pteropodidae. Gene Ontology annotation, molecular function: DNA-binding transcription factor activity, RNA polymerase II-specific; RNA polymerase II cis-regulatory region sequence-specific DNA binding; zinc ion binding. Gene Ontology annotation, cellular component: nucleus. The record is from RefSeq and is a predicted model, not a curated record. Gene Ontology annotation, biological process: regulation of transcription by RNA polymerase II. The transcript is spliced from 20 exons. Bases 1 to 3402 code for a protein of 1133 amino acids.